AUGCACGCCCGAUACGGUCGACCUCAUCAUAGCAGUCCGUCGUACCAACCGCAGCACAGUACGAGCUCGACGUCGUCGCAGUAUACAACGUCCAAGUACAGCAGUGCCUACGAGAACUACUCCUCCCCAGUCAAGGCCACGACGACCUCGACGUCGUAUCAGCACCGGAGCUACGUCGAGUACUACCCGUCCCCUUCCAGCCCCACCACGUACUACAACCAGCAGCACCAGCAGCAACAUCAUCAGUAUCAGUCGCAGCAGACAAAGUACUACCCUUCAGGCGCGUCGACCGCGUCGUCGUCGUCCCAGGAAGGUCCGUUCUAUGCCGAUGAACUCGAUGAGCUCGAUGACUACAACAUGGGCAUGGCAAGUGCCGACAUGACGACGAUUCCGACGGUGCCGACGCCGAUGAAGCUCAGUAAGUACGAGCUCGGCAAGACUCCAUCGGGAAGAGUCAUGGUAACGGCUGGGAACCAGACAGUCGAGUUCUUCACGAGUGUCGCGAAUGCACCGCUCUCGCGGUGUAUGAUUGUGCACGAGUAG
Molecule: messenger RNA, 543 nt
Organism: Peronospora matthiolae
Lineage: Eukaryota; Oomycota; Peronosporomycetes; Peronosporales; Peronosporaceae
Source: the annotation of a GenBank genome assembly